AGGGCAGGUCAGCGCGCAGGCGCAGUGCGUCGUCCACCGGCUGCUUGCUGCGGUCCACUCCUCACUUCAUUUAGUGUUAACUCGUGAAGCAGAAGGAUGGUGCUGGACCUGGAUUUGUUUCGGGUGGAUAAAGGAGGGGACCCAGCCCUCAUUCGAGAGACGCAGGAGAAGCGCUUCAAGGACCCGGGGCUGGUGGACCAGCUGGUGAAGGCAGACAGCGAGUGGCGACGAUGCAGAUUUCGGGCAGACAACUUGAACAAGCUGAAGAACUUGUGCAGCAAGACUAUUGGUGAGAAAAUGAAGAAAAAAGAGCCUGUGGGAGAUGACGAGACCGUUCCAGAGGACGUGUUGAAUUUCGAUGACCUCUCUGCAGACACGCUAGCUGCCCUGAAAGUCUCUCAAAUUAAAAAAGUCCGCCUCCUCAUUGAUGAAGCUAUCCAGAAGUGUGAUGGGGAGCGGUUAAAGCUGGAGGCAGAGCGGUUUGAGAACCUCCGGGAGAUUGGGAACCUUCUGCAUCCCUCUGUGCCCAUCAGUAACGAUGAGGACGCAGACAACAAAGUAGAGCGCAUCUGGGGUGACUGCACAGUCAGAAAGAAGUAUUCCCAUGUGGACCUAGUGGUGAUGGUCGACGGCUUUGAAGGAGAAAAGGGAGCCGUGGUGGCUGGGAGUCGAGGGUACUUCCUGAAGGGGGUCCUGGUGUUCCUGGAGCAGGCGCUCAUCCAGUACGCACUCCGCACUUUGGGAAGUCGAGGCUACACUCCCAUUUACACCCCCUUCUUCAUGAGGAAAGAGGUCAUGCAGGAGGUGGCGCAGCUCAGCCAGUUUGAUGAAGAACUUUAUAAGGUGAUUGGCAAGGGCAGCGAAAAGUCUGAUGACAGCUCCUAUGAUGAGAAGUACUUGAUCGCCACCUCAGAGCAGCCCAUUGCAGCUCUGCACCGGGACGAGUGGCUGCGGCCGGAGGACCUGCCCAUCAAGUAUGCUGGCCUCUCCACCUGCUUCCGCCAGGAAGUGGGCUCACAUGGCCGUGACACUCGUGGUAUCUUCCGAGUCCAUCAGUUUGAGAAGAUUGAACAGUUCGUGUACUCAUCACCUCAUGACAACAAGUCAUGGGAGAUGUUUGAAGAGAUGAUCGCCACCGCAGAAGAGUUCUACCAGUCUUUGGGGAUCCCUUACCACAUUGUGAAUAUUGUCUCAGGCUCUUUGAAUCAUGCUGCCAGUAAGAAGCUCGACCUGGAGGCCUGGUUCCCAGGCUCAGGCGCCUUCCGAGAGCUGGUCUCCUGUUCUAACUGCACGGAUUACCAGGCUCGCCGGCUCCGAAUCCGGUAUGGGCAGACCAAGAAGAUGAUGGACAAGAGAAAGAAUAAUCUCCGUUUCUCUACACAGAACAAGUUGGAGGCAGUCUCUUCCCUCUUUUCGCCCAAGAAGGUGGAGUUUGUCCAUAUGCUUAAUGCCACGAUGUGUGCUACCACCCGGACCAUCUGCGCCAUCCUGGAGAACUACCAGACAGAGAAGGGCAUCAUUGUGCCAGAGAAGCUGAGGGAGUUCAUGCCGCCAGGACUCCAGGAACUGAUCCCGUUUGUGAAGCCUGCACCCAUUGACCAGGAGCCAUCGAAGAAGCAGAAGAAACAGCAUGAGGGCAGUAAAAAGAAAGCAAAGGAGGGCACCCUGGAGAGCCAGCUGCAGAACAUGGAGGUCACCGAGGCCUGAACACUGCCUCCUCCCGGUUGCCAGACUUGCUUUCUGUCUGCUGGGACCUCUGGCCUGCCUUGGAGCAGGGAGGCCAAGUACUCCUCCUCACCCUGACCCGUCUGACUGCACAGCCGACGGGGAACCAUCUGCCGUGUACCAAGCAGGUGGUCCCAUCUCCUCGCAUGGGCCAAGGGUCUCCUCACUGACUGCUGAGCCAUGCAAUAAAGUGUUUCUGGGGAGGGCACAUGACUUCCUCAGUCAGCUCCCCAGGCUUGAA
Molecule: messenger RNA, 1966 nt
Organism: Onychomys torridus (southern grasshopper mouse)
Lineage: Eukaryota; Metazoa; Chordata; Mammalia; Rodentia; Cricetidae
Gene: Sars1
Product: seryl-tRNA synthetase 1
Exons: 12
Coding region: 97-1707 (536 amino acids)
Biological process (GO): seryl-tRNA aminoacylation
Cellular component (GO): cytosol
Molecular function (GO): ATP binding; serine-tRNA ligase activity; tRNA binding
Source: RefSeq, a predicted model, not a curated record